AUGGGAGAAGGAGUCUCGGAACAGGAGCAAAAACUGGCUUCAUAUGUUUGGAAUUCGGGAUUGAGAGAUUAUGGAAAUCCUAGGAAAUUGAGUUACAAUGCCAAGUUUAGGCCACAUUGCAACCUUGAAAGCCUGGCCAAGGAACUUGAACUUGAUUCUCAAAGCAACAAGAAUCCAUUAGGAAUGUGUGAGCUGAGGGGUUAUGUUACUGAUCCAAUCCGGGAUCCCACUCUGCAUUUGGCUAUUAGGUCUCCUAGUUUCCGAUCUGUAACUGUUUCACCAUCGUUCCGUGUCCAUGAUCUGACAGUUUUGAAGGGUACUGGUCAGGUGAACAGCACUCCGAGCCUAUGGGAUGCAUACUCAAGACUGUUAAGUGACCAAGCCAUGGUCCUCUCCCUGAACUCCAGCUUUGUAGAUCCCUUACUGCAAUUUGAAUCCCAACUGAAUAUAAUAGAGUCAUCCUUUAAAAUGGUAUUUGCUAUACCAAGUCUUGAGAAAGUGAGAGAAAUGGGAACCAGUGAAGAUGACAAAGAGGACUUGGAAAAUUUAUAUCAAAGUAUUUUAAACAUGUUUGAGGAAACUCUUCUGCUCUUAGUGUCUAAAGACUUCUACAAACUGCAAAUCUUAAAGGACAUGAUUAUGUGGAUGAAUGAAGAUACUUCGUACCUGCAGGAAAGAGUUAUGAUGAUCAUCAGCAGUGUGCUAAGCUUUGCAUCCAAGAAAGUCAAGAGAUAUGCAAGUAUUGAUGCUCCAUGUUUGGGUGUCCUGGCAGCAGAAUUGUCUCUUCUGUGUUUCCAUAAUGAUCCCUUAAUCACACAUCAAGCAUCCUUGGGAAUGUGUUACCUACUCUGGAUUGCAAAGUGUCAGAAUGAUAUUGAAGAAAUUAAAUCUACAGUGUGUAAUUCUGGAAAUCAUGGCCUCCUACCUGUUCCCUCUGAUACAGAAUUCCUACUAAUGGACUUGCAACAAGACAAAACUAAAAUUACCCAGUAUGUAGGACAAACCCUAAUGCCAUCCUUGCUGACUGACUUUGUGUGGAGUCUCCUGAUGAGACUCUCUUCACCCAAUUGUGUAACUGCAUUCGAGGCGUCAACCAUGCUGAAAAUGACUCUGGAAUAUCAUGCCCAUAAGGUCACCAUGGUGUCUAAGAUUGUGGAUGCUAUUUAUAAGCAAUUGUGUGAACACUCUUCUCCUGUCAUGAGGCAUACUUUGUUGCGGGUCAUCACCUUGUUGAUACGUACUUCACCGAAGAAGGUUAUCUUUCAACUUAUGGAUUACCCAAUCCCAGCAGACAACACUUUGAUACUGAUGUGGCAGGCAGCAGGCUCUGAGUCAAGGAUGGCCCCUCAUGUGCUGAAGACAAUCUUGUUGAUACUGAAAGGAAAGCCUGGAGAAAUGCAGGACAGCCUAAUGGAAAGAAGACGUUUCUCCCUAGAUACUACUAAUAUGAUGCCUGUAGCGGCAUCCCAGGCUCUGUGCACAUUGCUGCCUAUUAGUUCUUACAAGAGAGCAGUGGCCCAAUUUUUCCCCCAGCUCUUGAUGGCUCUCAUGCUUCAACUCUUCUACAGCAGUGACCUGAGACUGAUGAUUAAGGACAGGCUGUUCUAUGCCCGGGAUGCCCUGAGAGUUCUGCUGAAUUGUUCUGGACUGCAAAAGGUGGAUAUGGCUCUAAAGAAAAAGAAGUGCUGGAACCAGUUUUCCCAAGUGCUGUUUCACCAUCACGGGGUUUAUCUUAUUGCCAAAACUCUCAGUGACUAUAACUUCCCACAGUUUCCAGAGACCUUGCAUUAUCUCUACAAGCUCUCAGUGGAAGGUCCUAGACGGUCAGAAGACAGUGUCAUCAUAGUAAUAUUCUUCACUGAACUUCUGAAUAACUUCUUCAAAGACCCAUUCCCAGAAGAAUUUUUGGUUCUCUUCAGAAACUGGGUCAAUGAUCCCAAUCCUGCAGUUAGCAAGCUGAGCCUUAAGAAAAUUGCCAGUAUGGCGCCAGUUAUCAAUAAGGCACAAAAUGUCCGCAGCUUAUUAAUAGCCAUCUUAGAUGCCUUCCUUUCAAAAGACAAGACUGUUAUAAUUUGGGCCUUACUCACCCUUCGAAAACUUUUAGGAAAACUGAACAAGGUUACCUAUUCCUCUUUGUCUACUAGAAUUGCUUCCAGCUACUAUCCUCUGAUGGAUCAUAGUAAUGGAGGCAUUCGGAGUAUGGCCAUUUACCACUUUGGUGAAUUACUCAAGGAUAUGAGUCAGUACCCAUGGAUACUGAAUGAUAUGGUUCCUGGAGGCUUGGUGCCUCUGAUCCUGUUUUUGGAGGACACAGAGAUAAGAGUAGCUAAAGCAUGUAAAUACACAUUGAAAAUCUGUGCCUCAGAAUUAAAUUGGUCAACAGUGUAUUUGCUCAAGGACAAACAUUGCAAUUUUGAGCUGGUGGUGCUCAACAUCUGUAACAAUCUCCUUAUUUCUCAUGAAAGCUACAUUACAAAUUUGAUAUCUGAUACCUUGGGAUUCCUGAGAAGCUCCCGAAUAUAUCUGAGAAGAGCAUCAGUUAUUUUAAUAGGGUACUUGACAAAAUUAGGCAGUCAUUUACUGCUCAAAGAAGACAUUGAAGUCAUGCUUGAUGCUAUUGACCCAGUGCUUCGAGAUGAAGACCCUGUGAUCAGGGAGUUAGCAGAAAUUACCUACAGAGUCUUUAAGGAAAUAUCCCAUAAAUUGACCUCCUCAAAUUUUAAACAAAUCUUCCGAAGAGUAUUUAACCUUAUAUACAUAAAAAAAGUGAAGCCUCUUUAUAACUAUAACUGGCCUGACAACCUGGCAGACAGUCCUCUGAAGAUUAAGGAAACCAAGAAUGACAAGGAACUCCUUCCAGAUGUGAAUUAUGACUUAUUUGGUAAAGAAUGAGAAGUUAUUCUCUGACUUGAAGCAUAUUUCAGAAGAGAAAUGAUUUUCCUUUCCCUCUUGAUAACUUGAGUCUAUAUGCACAUGCUUUUCUGAAGGGUGCUAAAAGCCUUUCCUGUCACUGAAUUCUCUAUUCAAAUAUAGAAAUCCA
Nyctereutes procyonoides (raccoon dog) is the source of this 3040-nucleotide messenger RNA. It is a transcript of the gene MROH9, whose product is annotated as maestro heat like repeat family member 9. The transcript is spliced from 21 exons. NCBI's taxonomy places the organism in Eukaryota, Metazoa, Chordata, Mammalia, Carnivora, Canidae. Gene Ontology annotation, cellular component: cytoplasm. The record is from RefSeq and is a predicted model, not a curated record. Bases 1 to 2892 code for a protein of 963 amino acids.